Molecule: messenger RNA, 2389 nt
Organism: Dicrocoelium dendriticum
Lineage: Eukaryota; Metazoa; Platyhelminthes; Trematoda; Plagiorchiida; Dicrocoeliidae
Source: the annotation of a GenBank genome assembly
GCCUUUAGUGAGAAGCCAUUCGUUAUCGAAUUCGAGUGAUUUGCCACCAGAAUGAUGGAUUAUAUUGAAGUUACUUCUAACCCCAUUGCACCGGAUGCCUUCCUCAAUCACGAUGACUUACCUGGGCAGAAACUGUCUAACAGCGACUUUCGCAAGCUGCUCAUGACUCCUCGUCUUGCAGCGCCUACUCCUACUCCAGACGAUGGAAAAGCUCCCGUCGACUCAAUGCGGGUGCCAUCAGAUCGUAAGCGACACGAUGUCCCUUCCACUAACGCAGCACGCCAGAAACAUAAACGCCAUCAUGGCCGCCACCAUCGACGUGAUCACGCCAAAGAAAAUACCAGUGAGCCCGCACCACGCUAUCGAGACAGAGCCAAAGAGAGACGCGAUGGCAAGUUGAUGGUCCCAGCUGAUGAAGGGGAUGAGAAAGAAUAUGAAAAUGAUGAAGAAGCCCUGUCACGUACGGCAGACUACCGGGCUGUCGCUCCGUCAACAGCCGCUGGGGCUUCACUGGCUGAACGCCGCCGCAUGAUCAUACAAGAGUCUAAAUACCUUGGUGGGGAUAUGGAGCAUACUCAUUUAGUGAAAGGUCUCGAUUAUGUACUCCUGCAAAAAGUACGCUUGGAGAUUCAAAAUAAAGAACUAGAAGCUGAGAAGGUUUUGGACGCGGAGCUACAGAAACCCGAGAAGGCUGAUUCACAGCUUACCUCCGAUGAUGGGACACCCUUCCGCACUCGUCUAGCAGCAAACAUAUGCGAUCUUCUAUUUACUGAGCAUCCGAUUGAGCGGAACGAAUAUUUUCAGCCUGGUCGAAUGGCCUACCGCAUUGAGUUGGAAGAUGAUUCGGUCGACUUCGAAGUUCCAGCAACGGUCAUCCGUAGUAAAGCAGAUUGUAUGCAACUGGAUGGUCAUGGACCAGCGACAAUUACCACCAAUGAAAUUGUAAUCAACAAAUUAACACAAAUUUUGUCUUACUUGCGGGCUGGCAAAAGACACGCUAAAAAGACAAAAGGGAAAAGUCGUUUUGGAGACAAAGAGGAUUUAGGUGCCAUUGUUGGCGCUGACCAAAAUCAUUCCUCUAAACCUACAGCUGAGCCGGACAUCUUUGAGGGUGUUGGGAAGGACUAUGUGCCCUCAAGUAGCCAGCGAAACCGAGCUCAACAACCCACUGGUGGCCCGGCUAAUGAUACAAAACGAGCGGAAGAGGACAUGUCAAAUUCUACCUCACGUCCUAAAGCCUCCUAUUUUGAAGUCUCAGGUGACGCUGAACUGGCGGCCGACAGUGGGUCUGUGGGUGCUGCGAAAGAGUUCAUGCAAGAGUUAAGUCAACGUUUCGGUCCAAAAGAUGAUGUGAAGGCUCAAGAAAAGGCCAGCUUGGAACGUUUCUUUGCCAAAACCAAAGUUACAUGCUAUGACGAAUGUUACCCGGGUUUCGCCGAGUCGUACGAUGCCAUGGGUGAUUCAGAUGAUGAGGCUGAUUUCAGCAAGAUGGAUCUGGGUAACAAGAAAGGACCUGUCGGUCGGUGGGAUUUCGAAACGCAGGAGGAAUAUAGUGACUACAUGUCUAAUAAAGAAGCUCUUCCUAAAGCAGCGUUUCAGUAUGGCGUGAAGAUGGCCGAUGGCCGUCGCACUCGACGUCUUGGUCCAAAGGACGAGAAGGCUGAAUUGGAUCGUCAGCUACAGAAGAUUCAAUCCAUCAUCCAGAAACGGAAGCAAUUAGCGGAGGAUGUCGGUCCGAUGACGAAAAAUCCACGUUACUAAUUGGGCGUCCUUGCUUUUCUUCGGACACUUCACUGUACAUAUUUAACGAUUCGUUGGCCUUCUUAUAAAACUUCUAUCCUUUCUGUCCCAAAUUAACUAUCUCAGCAUGAACUUCUUUCAUUGUUUGAUACCCCAUCUCUCGUGUUCUUUCGUUCGCGCCUCACGUUCCAUUUCUGCUUAUACUUACUAUUCGAUGCACCGGUUUCGAAUAGUAUUCACCUAGGUUCAUGUUUGCACGACGCCUAUUUCGAGCCUAGAAUUGCUGCCCAAUAAAUGUUGUGCUGUGUUCAAUCAUCCUCAAUUUGAACCUGCUCACUGCACAUUUGGCUUUUCUUUAUAUCCUGCUUCUCAUCGAUCGGCGAAGGUAGUGUGGUUACGCGAUAGCUUCACUAUGAUCUGUGAUAAUGAUUACAUUGCUACGCUAUUCUUGAGUAGUUCAGUAUAAAUUCUCCUUUACUUCUCUGGUUUUCACUCGCGGAAUGUAUUCUAUUUUAAUUCCCACCAACUGUGAGCAAAAUGUCCCGAUUUAUGAUGCCUAAUUUUUGCGAUAUAUUUAUAUUCACAAUCUGAUUACAGACAAUGUUCCAUCCGAACCAUGGCGAGCAAAAGAGGGGAAACUUGAUACAGC